GGGCUAUCCCUGGAGACGUCAUGGUACAGGUAGAGAUCAAGAAGUUUAUUUACCGCGGACAACCGCACCAAGACUCGGCGGAUUUCAUCACACAUUGUUGUUGGUCGGAACAUCUGCUCGGCACCGGUAGCUGGUCUUCCCUACCUACCAUUCUGAAUGCAAAACGCAGCCUAAUGUAGCACCUGUCGUUUUCUUCUCUGGCUCUUCACUUACUUCACUUUUCUUUCGUUUUGAGUUCGACGACUACUAUUAGCCGCUACUCGACUUGACAACUUGACACCGCGUCUGCACGCGAUCCUCGAGCCCAAUUCGGUCACAGCAGCCAGCCGGCACUGGCAGCACCACGCUCUCCCAGCGGUUCAGCACCAUGACCACGGAUGGAAAUUCUAAAUCUAGGCUCGAGGUUCCCGGCAGGGGACCCAAGGAUGCUGGCGGAGAUGUCUCCGAGCGCAGCAAUGUCGACGAGGAGUCGCUCAAGGGGCUGGACGUGCUGUCCCUGCACGACCUGGAUCCGGCGCUCAAUCGGAAGAUGCACCUGGUGAACAACGCUAUUGACGAGCUCGGUUGGACGCCGUACCACACCAAGCUAUUCUUCCUCAACGGCUUUGGCUACGCCGUCGACUCCCUAAUCCUCCUCCUGCAAUCCGUGAUCGCCGGCCCGGCCUUCCUCGAAUUCGGCCAAGCCGGGUACGAUAAAGCCCUGACCAUCGCCGUCUACACGGGGAUGCUCACGGGCGCGCUGUUCUGGGGCCUCGGAGCGGACAUCAUCGGCCGCCGCUACGCCUUCAACAUCUCGCUGUUCAUCUGCUCCAUCUCGGGCAUCUUGGCCGGGGCCAUGCCGAACUGGGCUUCCCUGGGCACGUUUAUCGCGCUGAUCGGCUUCGGCGGGGGCGGGAAUCUGGUCCUCGACACGACUGUCUUCCUCGAGUUCGUGCCCGGCGACAAGCAGUGGAUGGUGACGUUGAUGGCGGCGUGGUGGGGGUUUGGCCAGGCCAUCACGGGGUUCAUCGCCUGGGGGUUUCUGGUCCCUGAGAAAUGGAACUGUGCCUCGGUCGACACCUGCACGCGGGACAACAACAUGGGCUGGCGAUACGUCAUGUUUACGAGCGGCGCCCUGGUCUUCGUCAUGUCCAUCCUCCGCCUGACGGUAAUCCGCCUCCACGAAACGCCCAAAUACCUCCUCGGCACGGGCGACGACGCCAAGGUGGUCGAGACCUUCAAACUGCUCGCAGCAAAAUACAACCGCCCCUGCACCCUAACGGUCUCAAAGCUCGAGGAAUGCGGCGUAGUGACCACGGCACACAGCCACAACCGCUUCUCGCUGGCCGAGACGACCAUCCACCUCCGCGGGCUCUUCUCCACGCGCAAAAUUGCCCUCUCGACGCUGAUGAUCUGGGUCUCCUGGGCGAUGGUCGGGCUAGCCUACCCACUGUUCUACGUCUUCCUCCCCACGUACCUCGCAUCGCGCGGCGCCAGCCUGGACGUCUCAACCUUCGACUCGUGGCGCAACUACGCGCUGACCAACAUCAGCGCCAUCUUCGGCCCCGUCCUCGCCGGGUGGAUGUGCAACAUCCCCCUUCUAGGGAGGCGGUACACGAUGCUGAUCGGCGCGCUGGCAACGGCCGUGUUCUUCUUCGCCUACACCAGCGUGCGCACGGCCGCGCAGAACGUCGGGUUCUCGUGUGCUAUCGGGUUCAGUCUGAAUGUGUAUUACGGAACGCUGUACGCGUACACGCCCGAGGUGCUCCCCAGCGCGCACCGGGCGACGGGGAACGGCGUGGCCGUCGCGUGUAAUAGGAUUAUGGGCAUCCUGUCGGCGGUCACUGCGACCGUCGCGGACACGUCGACCACGGCGCCCAUCUACAUCUGCGGGGCGCUGUUGGUGGCUAUGGGCCUGGUGGCGGCUGUGUUUCCGUUUGAGCCGUAUGGGAGGAGGAGUUCGUAGUGUGGAGUUGGGGGGAUGGAGGCGGUGUGGGCGGUUUUGGAUAGAAAAAGUGUGUCAGAUUCAACUCUGUCGGCGUUGGGGCUUUCGCCAUUGUUAGAAGUCCGGACGGAUGAUACCCAGGUACCUAAGGAGGCUGUUUGUGAGAUUUCGAGUUCGAUUCUUCGAUAUGUGUUCAACUGAAGACCUAAGAUCUCUG
Molecule: messenger RNA, 2141 nt
Organism: Chaetomium strumarium
Lineage: Eukaryota; Fungi; Ascomycota; Sordariomycetes; Sordariales; Chaetomiaceae
Product: major facilitator superfamily domain-containing protein
Exons: 4
Coding region: 368-1945 (525 amino acids)
Biological process (GO): transmembrane transport
Cellular component (GO): membrane
Molecular function (GO): transmembrane transporter activity
Source: RefSeq, a predicted model, not a curated record